This is a messenger RNA of Bipolaris sorokiniana ND90Pr, 1657 nucleotides long. RefSeq lists its product as uncharacterized. The transcript is spliced from 3 exons. The record is from RefSeq and is a predicted model, not a curated record. Gene Ontology annotation, biological process: fungal-type cell wall organization. Bases 306 to 1286 code for a protein of 326 amino acids. Gene Ontology annotation, cellular component: plasma membrane; cell cortex of cell tip. NCBI's taxonomy places the organism in Eukaryota, Fungi, Ascomycota, Dothideomycetes, Pleosporales, Pleosporaceae.
GGCUAGUAGUCCAGCCUGCAUUUUGCUUCAUCCCACUCGCUACACACCUGCAUACCCUCUACACCCAGUCGUCUGCAUUCACUCAUCUGGGCUUCACCCUUUGAGCUGUUUGCUUUUCCUCCUUCUCCCUUUCCACCGGCAGCUGUAACACCCGUAGCCACAGUCGUUACCCGGUCGAUAGCCCGUGCACCCGCUGUGUGACAUCAGCCAGUCCUUGCUUGGUAUCCCGCAAUUCUACUACAACAACCCUCAACCCGCAUCCACAGCGAGACUACCUUUUCUUUUUCCCGCCCACUACCACAAACAUGGGUAAAGCCGGUCGUUUUGCGUGUAUUAUCACGCCUCUGGCUCUCACUCUCGCAUCUUUAAUAUGCUUUGUUAUGGUCAUGCUCGGCCAAACGCCAUGGAAGGGCAACAACGCACCAGCUACAGCCAGUGGCCGCGAGCUCUACUUCAUGAAGGCUGAUACGUCAAAUAUGACGCUCGACUCACAAACCAUCCUCGACAAACUUCCUGAAGGUCUCACCCCCAGCAACGAUUUCCUCGAUGCUCUCCGCGGCAAGGCCGACUCCAAGGAACUCAAGGACUUUUACCAGGUCGGCCUCUUUUCCUACUGCGAGGGCGAGACCAACAAGGAGACUGGCGAGGAAAAGAUUACAUACUGCUCUGCUCGCAAGUUCAAGUUCCACUUUGACCCUCUCAAGGUCUGGGGCAUGAAUGGCACUGCUCUGCAGGAGGCUCUGGGCGACAAGUACGAGAGCGGAAUGAAUGUCUACAAGAAGGUUGCUGGCUGGAUGAACUGGGCCUUUGUCAUUGUCAUUGUCUUGACCCCCAUCGAGUUCAUCGUCGGCUUCUUUGCCAUCUUCUCGAGGUGGGGCAGCCUUGUCACUACUGUCAUCUCUACCGCCCAAACCAUCUUCGCUGUUGGCGCCGCAAUCACCGCAUCUGCGACCUACGGCACCCUGACUGGUGUCUUCAGGACAGCUCUUGACCCCUACAACAUUGACGUCAAUAUGGGCUCCCGCAUGACUUCCACCUUGUGGCUUGGUGUCGCCUUCUCCGUUGCCUCUGGCUUCUUCUGGCUCAUCAGCACCUGCUGCUGCAGUGGAAAGAGCGAGAGCAAGAAAAUGACCGUUGAGAAGACUCCCUACACUUAUGAGCGUGUUGCCAGCCCCGCUUUUGGCGGCCAACAGGGUCAUCAGAUGCAGAAGUGGCCUAGCAGCCAGAAGCAGACUCCCCAGAUGGGUGGUGCUACCGCUUACGAGCCCUUCAGGUCCAAUGUCUAAUUGACCAACAUGGGCUUGAUCAUCUAGUAGGCGUUUACUGUUGGAGUUGCCGUCCUCUCUCUCUCUCCACAUAAGUUUUGGAUAGAAGUAGGGCCGAGUGGUUCUAUAACGACCUGUAUGACCAUUUGCGAGUGUGGUUUCUUGUUGUUAUUGUUGGUGUUUUUUUUUUGCUCAUUCCUUUUCUCGUGAGGUAUAUACCCCCGACAUGACCUGGAAAACGGCGUUUUUCUGUUACAGAUUCUUUUGAAAGUUUUUUCUCUGGUGUGGCAUAACGUCUUUGGUGGAAAAGGACAUUGCAGUAUCAGUCGCUCCGGCGAACAAAUCAAACCCAAAAUCAUACUAUGAUCACAUAAAUAUCUUCAUCCCUUGAC